AUGGGUAAAGUGAAGUCAUUUUUCAGGGUCCUUGCCUGCCCCAAAAAAGGUGGGACCAGAAGUACCCGAACAAGAGCGCAAGACAAGCCAUCAAACGAGGCUGCCGAGGAUACCAGUGGACACAUAUUUAAGAAGAACAUAUCGGUCGAUGAAGAAGAGAACUUUUCCGAGUUGCGUGGCGACAACUUCUCGUUCUCUGCCAUUGUAAACUCAACGGAUGCCGUUGUACAGCAACCGGAAUGCGCUUUUGCGAAUUUCAAUCAGCAGAUGUCAAUUGAAUGUCCAGAAGGUAGUCGACAACAUGUAGCUAUUUUUUCGUUGUGUAACAUCCUUUUGUUCAAGAUUAAGCAGGACCUUCUACUCGCUUUAUUCUGCCUACACAGGCAAUCGAUGCGAGUCCAUUUGAGGCGCCAGUUUGUUAAAAAAAUUGCUUAUGUUUUCAAACGCAACCUCGAAAAUUCUGCCAGGCACGCCGUCAUCACGCUAAGACGUUACCGAAUGCCACUACAACACCAUCCAAAGUUCCUGAUUGCCAUCACCAGAAUCGAAAACAACCUUGAAAAACCGGUAGUGAGGAAUGUGCAAGCGUCCUUCCAAGCCUUGAGAAAUAGAAGACCUCCAGUCACUCCACCAGGGUCUACGAGUCAAAGGAGCCACGCAGCGUCUGAAGGCAAGCGGCAGGGAUCUAUCAUUUCUUCUAAGCCUGAUUCUGCUUACAUCUGCAAUAAGUCGCUCGGGGUGUCAUCUACUCAACUGACUCAAGGUUACCAACCGCGGUCUAAUACAACUGGCACCUCUCGGCCCAUCAAACUGAAUGAUUUAGCCAGACACCGGGCAUCUACAUUAUCUGGAAACGGUGCUGUAGAUGCUAAUGGAGCCCACUUAAGGGCAGCUCAAUCUUGCCACUCCAAAAGUGCGUCAACUGGGCCGUCGGUUACACGCGAUGAUAAAGGCGCAGCAUUAAAAUGUGUAGAUGAGUGCAUUCAACAAGAUAUUCACAACAAAACGGAUUGCAGCAGUAGCAAACAGGUGGAUAAGAAAAAAAUUGGCAAUUCAAUCUUCCAAAACGCCAUAAAAGGCGCACAGCGCUCUAUUCCGGCCGUAGCGGAGCAGAAGACAAACAUUAUAUGGGAACUAGAUUUCUUCACAUGUGAGCCUUACGUAUCCUAUGCCUACAAGUCCAUUAGAUGUUCAUCAUUAACGCGCAAUGAUGCGCCUGUAAGUGUCACCGUUACGCCUAACGCAUUACAACGUCUGAAGUUCCUCACCCGAGGCAACGAAAACAGGAGCCUGGUCGUCUCAGUCACGGGAGGAGGGUGCUCAGGUUUUCAGUAUAACUUCAAAAUAGUGGAUGAUACGAAUGAUCUAAGGUGCAUAUACGAUAGCGACAAUUGCAUGAAAGUAUUCAGUGACGAUGCGAGUUUGGAACUAAUCGAUUCGUGUACCAUAGACUAUCAGAACAACCUGGUAGGGUCGAAGUUCGUGCUUGAUAACAUAAGGAACCUCUCGAAGCGUUGUUCUUGCGGAAACUCUUUUGAUAUCAAAGAUUAA
Messenger RNA from Babesia bigemina, 1551 nucleotides. RefSeq names its product Iron-sulphur cluster biosynthesis domain containing protein, putative. Gene Ontology annotation, cellular component: mitochondrion. Lineage: Eukaryota; Apicomplexa; Aconoidasida; Piroplasmida; Babesiidae. The record is from RefSeq and is a predicted model, not a curated record. Gene Ontology annotation, biological process: iron-sulfur cluster assembly. Gene Ontology annotation, molecular function: 4 iron, 4 sulfur cluster binding; iron ion binding; 2 iron, 2 sulfur cluster binding. The coding region runs from base 1 to 1551 and encodes 516 amino acids. The transcript is spliced from 4 exons.